GGGAAAUUUCUCUGCCCACUCGCUCUCUGACCCUGUGAUGUCAGACUGUUUUCCUCUUCCUGUUUCUGCACAGAAGUUAAAGCUCAGCAGCGUUUUUAAUCAAAGAUUCAUCGGCAUGGAUAAAUCGAUGUCCCAGGGCUGCUAGUUGAGUUAAGAUGGCAGAUAUUACUUCUGAAAUUUGGGGGACCUUCUAAUUACACUCGGAACAGCAUGGCAGAGGAGAGCAGGCCUCUGGAGGAGAAGAAGCUAACGCUAGGAACAAAGGCUAGAACAAACGCUAACACUGGGUCUACGCUUUCCUCUGACAGUCCGUCUGAAAGACCACUCUCGGGUUCUGGACGCACUGAAGAUACCUUAGAAGGAGCCGGUGCUGCUGCUGAGCAUCACAUCAUGGGUAGUUCCAACCAGCCGAUUAGCAUGACUGCUAAUACGUCUGGAGCCGAAGCUCGUGACAGUUUGUCUGGAAGGACGAUCUCAGGCUCGAGAAAGACUGAGGGAGUAUUUGGAGGUGCUGGAGUUACUGCUGAACCUCAGAACGUGACUAGCUCCAACCAGCCGCUUAGCAGCGGUGCUAAUGGCAGUGCUAAUAGGUUUAAAAUUUCCUCUGACAGUUCGGCUGAAAGAACAUUCUCUGUGCCUGGAAACGCUGAGAAAAAUAAUGUAGGAGCCUCGGUUGGUGCUGGACAUCAGAACACGGCUAGCUCCGAUCAGCCGUUUAGCGGGAAUGCUAGUACGUUAAAAGCUGGAACCAACCCGGCUGAUAUGGACGAUAGCAACCCAUCUUCUCUGCACUCCACCUCUACCUGCUCUUCUUAUAGCCUUGAAAUUAGCCUGUCCACAGCCAGUAAUGAGAAGGAAUCACAACCACUGCCUUUGCAGACUCCUCCAGAAAGUAGAAAUGACCGGAAUAAACAGAUAAAUCCGUUAAUCCCGCCUGAAGAAACAAAACUAGCCGUAACAAACUUUUCUAGAGCUUCUGCUCCUGGGCCUCCGCAUCAAAGUGCCCAACCUGCAGAGUCAGUGGCUGGUAAGGUCACUAGGUGCACAGAUAUGCUGGGAAACUGUCAGAUUGUAACAUCCAAAAAUUCAGUUUCUAGUGCGGAGAAUGCUUUUUCAUCCAUAACUAGCGGCAAUGGUAAGCUGGGAGCGCAGCCGUUUAGCAAAUUAGCAAGCCAGCCCCCGAAAUCUGCCUCGGUGCAAAGCACUGAACGGAUGGACAGCUUUAGCUUUGAAAGGAAAAGUGCAGAAGAUGAGGAGGAGAUGUUUUAUGCCUUUGUGAUCCUGCACGCUCCAGAAGACGCUGAAGAAGCGGCACGGCUGAAGGCCAGGCUGGAGAGAGCAUCAUCAACAACCGGAGCCACUUUUGCUGAAGAUUUUGCCGAACCGGGACGAUCCCCGUUCCGGUGCGUGGAGGACGCCAUAAACAACUCAGCCUACAUCAUGCUGCUGCUAACGGCCAACUUCAACACUCGCUUGAAUGAGAUGAACACAGAUUCUGCCCUCAUAAACUCCAUCGAGAAGCCUCAUAAGUACAACACGGUCAUCCCACUGCUGCCCCGCGACAACAGCCUGACGUCCGCUGAGCUACCUAUGGUAUUGAGAACCAAAUUCCCAAUGAGAGAAAGGGACAGAGCUUUCGAGAUCAUGGCUAGGAGGGUUCUGGAUCCAGAAAAGAUCCGGAACCAGAAGAAGAUAUGGAAGCAGGAACUGCUAGUCAGGAAGCAGCAAGAAAAGCAACAACAGCUACAGGAUGAAAACAGACGCCAUAAAGACUUCAUUCGAGAGUCUGAAAAGGUCAGAGAGCUAGAAAACCAGAGGAUGCACCUACUAAUGCAACAGCAGCGUCUUUUACAUCCUUACGCUCCACAGCCACAGUGGUACCCAGCAUUUCCUGGAGGAGCUCAGCCUUUUGGUCCAGUGCCUCAACAAUGGCCGGAACCAACACCUCAGCCACCAUCAAGCAUCCACAUCCAGAACGCAAAGUACAUCAUGAUUGGCAACGACUCCACCAUGACUGUCAGAGGAGACAGCUCUGGAGACGAGGACAGUUCAUGAAAUAUUGAGAGGAAAAUUGCAGAGGUUUUCUUGUGUUCUGUUUGGUAGCGGUGUAACGAUACACAUAUUGUCGGGUUUCUGAUUAUGAGGUCAAGAUUCAACAUGGUUUUUGAUAUUUCAUAUGCUAAUGUCUAAAUUUCUAGUUAUUAAAUGGUUCUCAGAUCUUUUUAUGUGCCUGCUAUGCCGCAAAAUACUAAAAUAGGCCACAAAAAAUUGCAACCUUAGAAUUUAUAAGCUCUUCAGACAAAAAGCCAGUGGCUGGGUUCGAAAUAGCCUACUGCAUACUGCUCAUGUACUGAUUUCCCCACAAAAUAGUAAGAAAAAUGCAGUUUAUGGCCAACAUUUCUCCAGUACGCCAAAGAUACCCAGAUGACGUACUGCUCAGGCCAGAAAACACGGUCAUUUCACGAGGGCAUAACCACUGAUGUAACCCCAAUGUUUAGCCCCCAAGCAUUUUAGUAGCCCAAAAUUCAGCCUUAAAUGGAUACAUAAAUGUUAAAAAAGGCUAAUUUUUCCAAAUUCUACUACACUCAGAGCAAAGUUUAAGCCCCAUCAGUUUUCUGUGCUGGUCUUGCUAACUUGCUGCAUAGAUAAUGCGGGGCCGAUCGUGGGCUGCAGGUUGGGGAGCCAGCCUUGUGACCAGUAAGCCACUGGUUCGAUCCCCUGAGCCGACAUGACUGAAGUGCCCUUGAGCAAGACACUUAACCCCCAACUGCUCCCCGGGCAUCAUGGAUAGUGGUGCCCACUGCUCCGGGCAAGUGUGCUCACUGCCCCCUAGUGUGUGGGUGUUUCACUGCACAGAUGGGUCAAAUGCGGAGGUCAAAUUCCUCUGUGUGCGAGCACAGUUGGCCGGUGGUUCUAAACUAAACUAAACUAAUGUGGUUGAAACAGUAGCUUAAGUUCUCAGUUGAACAAUCUGCGCAGCAUCUGAAGAUAAAAUAACUGACCUUUUAGCAAAUGUUGUAAACACUGGUGUCUCUGGAUUCCACAGAUUUGCCACUCAAAGGGGACAUUGGGUAGAAAACAACACCCUCCACUCUGUCAUGCUGUCUUUUAAAAGCCACCCUGGCACAUCUUUAGACCAACAUAUAUCCACAUGCCCUGCUAAGCAGCUGAAAAGCAGCCAGCAACGGUUGCUAAGCAGUGAUUGGAGGGCUAAGGAAAAUGGGGCGGGUCUGGAGACGGGUCUGAUUGGCUCAGUUCCUCAUGUUAGCGGUCUGGUCGUGUCCCUGCUUUGUAGUACGGCACACGGCUGCUGUUAUAUACUAGAUUCAAUACUGGAUAUAUGUGCUACUGAUGAAGAGUAGUAUUCAAUGUACAGUAUGUACUGGUGCAGUGUGCAGUAUACAGUACACAGUAUGCUAUUUUGAACACAGGCAGCUGUUUGGGAGAGGGUGUGUCCAUUGCAUAAGCCCCGCCCACUCUCCACCUACUCUGAUAGGAUGCACCCACGUGCCUAGUUUGAUUGUUGACAAUGGUUUCAAUGAAUAAUGGUAACUGAGAGAUGCUCAUUUCUUUCUUUUUUUGAUACUGUAUUGAAACUUUUAUUUUUUUACUGUCUGGAUUAGUUUUAUAUUAGGAGGUGCUGUAAUGUAAUUUUGAGUUUGUGAGUUUUGUCCAAUCAGAACUUUAAUUGACUGCAUAUUCCUGCAGAUGUAAAGAUCCACAGCAGUUUUUACCUGCUGUAAAAUGAACUGUAGAAGUAACCCCAGGUUAUUUCAGUCCUGUGCAAUUUGACGUAUUCCAUCAUAUCCUGUGGGAAAGAAGUGUUCAUGUUCAGGCACUGAAACAAGCAUUUCAUCGCUGUCCAAUGAUAAACAUGUAUCUCCAUUUUUUGUGAUUUUUACUUUUCAGCAUCAUUUGAGCUCAGCAGCUGUCCCUCACAUUGUGUGAAAGUUUUGUAAUGGACCAAUAGAAAUGCUCCAAAAUUGCUUAGAAUAAAAACUUUUUCCAUUAACUUACACUGAAAGUAAAGAACGUUUUGCCCUCUCCUGUAAAGUUACUAUUUCGGAGAUACUUGCUUUUCGUUGGACGGCGACGAUUUAUUUGUAUUCUCAAUAGCCCAAAUCAAGCCAGUACGUACUGGGCAAGUAAGUGACCAUGACAAACAUUAUGAUCUGCUAUGUAGGUUGAUGUUAUGUGACGAUUUUUACAAAUGACAUCACUAAUGGCACGGUACAUUGAGUUCAGACAGCUGGGAAGGCAAAUGAUUAGGAUGAAUGAAAUAUUGAUAAAUGUUAUAACGUUUUUUGUGAGCAGCCAAAGCUACAAAAGAUACUGUUUAUUUGUUACAAAAAAAGCACAUUGGACCUUGUUCAUCAAAGAGCUCAGAUUUGCCCAUCUUUAACAUCGGAUGAACUGCUCUGCGUCUGAGUCAUGAAACUUUCAUACAAUGUAGAAACGAGCAGAGAUUUGAGCGCAAAUGAUGAAAUCAGCUUCGGUGCGUGAAAUCAAGCGCCGGCCUAACAGCACCUCACUUACAUAUCAUUCAUAGGAAGCAUGUUUCGGUAGGGAGCCGGAAAGACGACAGCAUUAAGCAUCUUGCGAGCCAAUGGCUGUGUUUUUUGGUGGAGUUUGAGGUCGAACAAUGAGUGCACUACUCCCCCUACUGACCAAACUUUAUAUGUGUUAUGUGUUAAAUUUACCACAGCUGGAAAGAAGAAAAUGUAAAAUGCAUAAAACGUUUUAGGUAUUUUAAGAUGGUAGAAUGAUGUGAUUGUGUAGAGUGAUUAUUUUCCUAAAAUAACAUUAAAACGCUGUAUUAUUGCAGGGGACAAGAUGCUACUACACUAGCUGUGGUUUUUUUUUAUUAUUUUGUGAGUAUAAAACAGAAGCACAGUUUAAUACGUCUAUUAAUGGGAGCGUUCAAGCAUUUAUACCAACGUGCAUGUAAAAUAAGUACACCCAACCGCAAAUCUAGCAUUUGUUUCAGGUUGUUACACUAUUACGCUCAGAUUUACGCGCUCCUACCAGACGCGAGUUUGAUCGUAUGCAUACGCCAAAGACGAAACUGAUGAAUAACAAACUGUAGGUGAAAUUUGCGCUCAGAUUUGAUGAAUAAGGGCCGAGUUCUUUUCACUAUAUUCUUCUAACCUACACAUUGAUACUGUUACUGACAAACAACACAUUCUUCUUACUUUUAACCGUUUGUUUAUUUGUAUUUGUUGUAAAGUUAUCCCAAAGGAAAAAUGUCUUUCUAAAGAUGAACACACAAAUGAGAAAGCUUGAGGUCUCCUUCUGCACUGAUAGACUUCUGAAGGAUUUCUGAGAUGUGUAAGAAAAUGAGAUCUUUUAGUUUUCGUAUGUAAAUAUUAUUCCGGUAAGACUGAGCGGAGACGAGUCAGACACUAAAGAGUUUGCGAGGCGAUUGUUUUGAUCAAAGUUUGAACAUUGGUUGUUUCUCAAGGGGCCACAUUUCAGAAACAAAACACUGAAGUCUCGCCCUGAUUUCAAAUAGGACUGAACUACGUUUAGGAGGAGUGAACGAGAUCACGAGGAGACCUCCUGUAGACUCUUUCUUUCCUCUGGGAUAUCUUAUGUUACAGUUUCAUGGCUGACUAAGACUUCUGCACACUAUUGUUUGUCUGGAAAAAAGCUCAUUAUCUCUCUUUGCUGGCCCAGACUGGUUCCCCCAAAUUCUGAAUCUAGUCAAGCACUGUGUUUACAUGCGCUUAAUAAUCUGAUAACUGCAGUAAAUCAGAUUUUGUCAGUAAUCCGAUCAACGCAUUUACAUGCACUUGAGUAAUCAGAUAAUGGGAAAACUCCAGGUCUACGUGAGUCAGACACUAAUCCGAUUUCUGCUUUGCAACCAGCCAAUAAACUCACAGAAGAAGACGUGACGUAAAUCUAACGUAAAACUCAAACUUCAUGCCUUUUUUUUAAGCAUUGCGCCACUUUACCUGAAAAUAUGAACACACAUCAUCUAGAAGAUGAAGAAUAUUUAAAUCUU
This is a messenger RNA of Colossoma macropomum (tambaqui), 6004 nucleotides long. RefSeq names its product toll-like receptor adaptor molecule 1 (gene ticam1). NCBI's taxonomy places the organism in Eukaryota, Metazoa, Chordata, Actinopteri, Characiformes, Serrasalmidae. Gene Ontology annotation, biological process: TRIF-dependent toll-like receptor signaling pathway; response to exogenous dsRNA; lipopolysaccharide-mediated signaling pathway. The record is from RefSeq and is a predicted model, not a curated record. Gene Ontology annotation, molecular function: protein kinase binding. The coding region runs from base 211 to 2055 and encodes 614 amino acids. The transcript is spliced from 2 exons.